AUGCAACAUGCAAGUGCGAAUGAAAAUCCACCACCACACAGGGCCCCAUUAUCUGGAUUCAUCUAUGAAAAGAAUAUUUUGUCCCUAUUCGCGAUUCGCUGCGCAUUGGACAAAACCAUUAAGGAUUUCAAAAUUGGCACGAACCUCCAAAAAGAUUUUGGAUCAUUGGACGACAUUAUAAUCCACGUAGAACAUAACGAUGGAGAAAAGGAAAUGUUCGUUUGCCAGCUUAAACACAAGAAUGACCCCAACUUGAAUUUAAACAAAUUUAUUACGGAUUAUCGUUCGAUAAAAAGACAACACGAAAAUGUCAAAAUAAAUAUAAUUAUACAUACAAUCGUCCAAAAGAAUUUCAUAACACAGCAUAAAGCAUUGGAGGAUGUUAGUUUGCCCAAUUCAAAAUUAAAAAUGUUUAAUACAAAUGAAGAAGGAUUACUGCAUAAAUACACUAGAAAAGGUUUAAAUAUCAGUGAUAAAAGUAUUACUGAAGAUAUGAUACACGAUUUUUUAACCAACUGCUUCGUUUUUUCAAAGCAAAGCAACAAGGACGAACUUAUAGACAUAAUAAGAAAAGAGUUCAAAGAAAGCGUGAAAGACGAGCAGUUUCAGCUAAUAUUAACUUAUUUCGAUAGCUUUUAUACAUAUAUUAAAGGUAAAAAAUUUAUUUCAAAAGAAGAAAUUGUGUGGAUGUUGAAGGUUAAAAUUUUGUACCCCUUCGUAGACCAGCUUCUUGAAAAUGUUAAUGAUAACAAUUGUAUUGAAAACGGCAAUUUAAUAAUAGAAACAUUAAAUUUAUUUCAUCUUUCUACAUUGUCCGAUGAAUCGAUUACUAUAAUUUUAAGAAUUAUAACUAAAAUUAUCGAAACUCGUUUCGACAUCAAGAACUUCAGUAAAGAACUUUGGCAUAAAAAAUUACCGGAAAAUAUAACAUUCGAAGAACCCUAUUAUCAAGCUUUGAAAUAUAUUAAGAAUAAUGAAUUAUUAUACAAGGACUUAAUCUUUCUUUUAUGGCUAAAAAAAGAAGCGCCUCUUCCAUUAAUCUACACCCACGAAAAUAAACAACAAAUAAAUUUUGUGUUUCAACAUUUUUUGCCCAACUCUUCUGUGGUAUUACGAAAUAAAACAAAAUUUAACAUUUCCAUGGAAAAUUUAAAUAUCUUCAUCUUCAACAACAUAAGAAUGGACCUCAAAGAAAAGAAUUUGGAUCUAAUAAAAAUUAAACUUCAUCCCGAGGAGUCAAUUUCAUUGAAAGAGUUAAACUUUACGGAUGGCAUUACUCCUGACGAAUACGUAAAGCUUUGUUCAGCAAAAGAAAUUAGUUUCAAGGCCAGCGACACCAAACCGUUUUAUAUUCCGAGAAAAUUGGAACCUCUAAUAUUUAAUGAAAACGUAUUUAAAAACACAAAUUUUCUAUUUGUGGUCCAUCCAAGCAGUUCUUCCCCAUACAAUGAAGAAUAUUUGAAUAGUAUAUUUAAAAAAAUUCGAAGCAAACUAGGGUCAAUGCAAUCAACAUUUCAAUUAUCUACGGAUCGACAUGAACACCAUGAUAACUUAUUAGAACUUUCAGAUUUUUUGAAAAUACGUUCUACAGACAUCCAGUUCAAGUAUACGACAGUGUAUUCCAAAGAGUCAAUAUGGAAAACAAGAACUGAUUUAAAGGACAAAUUUAGAGGAUCAUAUUGUUGCCUGCUUGAAUUUCAUGGAAAUUUCUUAUGUCAUGCUUAUAAUGGAGAUAUUGAAACUUUAAGCCAAUUCAAGGUAAAUGAAAGUAUCAAUGAAAAUGAAUUAUUAGAGUUAAAUCUCCCUAUAAGUAUAAUUCAUGGGAAUGCUGGUAUGGGCAAAUCUUCCAUGCUCCAUAACAUGGAAUAUAUCCUUCCAACAGAGUAUUGCGUGGUUAAUUUGACCAACAAUAAUACUUGGGGUGACAAAAUUUUAAACGAUAAGAAAAUGUUAAUAGAACAUUUAUUAAUACACCAAGUUGGAACGGAAAUGUUUAAUCGUUUUAAACAAUUUUUUACUGAACUAUUCGAAAACAGAAUAAUAAAUAAAAAAAUGUAUAUAAUUAAAGAUGCUUUCGAUGAAACGAAUGCAAAAACUAAUGUUGUAGAUCAAAUUUCUAACCUAUUACAAGUUCCCAUUGUCAUUUCAACGAGACCAACGAUGAAAAAUAUUUUGGAAAAUGAACUUCAUGCCCCGUCAUUAAGCGUAAUUCAAUUUUCAAGAGAAGAUCAAAUACAGUUUCUUCAACAGUCCAAUUCAUUAUCUGCCGAUUACAUCGUUGGUGUCAUUGACGAAUUGAAAGUGAAAAAAAGUUUUCUUGGAGUUCCAUUAUUAUUAAAACUAUUAGUGGAAAUAUUGCCUGACUUAAAUGAAAUUAAAAACAUUAAUUUAAUUGUGUUAUAUGAUGAAUAUUUAAAAAAAUAUAUAAAACAUUAUAGGAACAGAGAUAAAGACACCAUAAAGUCUUUGGCGUUUCGAAUAUUUUUUAAGCAGCAUUUUAGUAAUUUUUUUAAUGAAAAACAAUUUAAAAGAGAUUUCGAAGACUUUCAAAAAACAAUUCAAGAAACGAAAGAUAAUAUCAUAGGCGGAUUUAAUAUUGAAGAAGAACCAUUAUUUAUACACCGAACGUUUGCAGAAUUUUUAUGUGCUCAGUAUUUAAGUGAAAUAUGCCUAGAAAACAAUUUUAUAAAUAUUUUUGAGGAAAUAUUAAAGGAUAUAAAUUUGGAUCAAGUUAAAUAUUUCUUUGAUUUAAUCCUUUGUCAAGACUUGCCCUUGCAUUUUGCUGCCUUAAGAAACGAUGUCAAACAUCUAUCAAUGAUGAAUGAUGAUGACAAUAUAAUAAAAACAGAUAGGUUCGGUAGGACUGUACUACAUAUUGUGGCCACUUAUGGGAGUUAUGAUAAUUUUAUAAGGAAUCCCAAGAAUUUUAUAAAUAGUAUAUCUUUUACAAAGAAAAGUAAUCCAUUUAUAAAUGCAGAUAUUAUAAUGGACACACUUUUGAAGAAAAGUUUUGCAAAGAAUAUAAUUUUUGAUAAUUUUGAUAAAUUAAACAAUAAUGUCAUAAAUUACAUUUGGAUAACAAAAGGUCUUAAUAUUCUGAACACAAUAUGCAUUAAUGUUAUUGAUAUUGAUAUUAAUUUACCAACAUCGUACGAAGAUGAAUUUCUCUGCAUUAUUAUGGCUUCUGAUCGUUACGAAUUACUUAAUGUUUUAAUGAAUCAGCCUUAUAUUAAAGAAAAAAUAAUUAAAAAUACCGUAAAGUUUUUAGACCAAGAAAUAAAUUCUUUGUAUUUAUCAAUAAAUAACAAUAGUGUUGGUAUCACAAAACUUUUAAUUCGUAAUGGGAUAAAUAUCAAUAAAAAGAAUAGGUAUGGUUUAUCGGCCUUAUCAUUAGCAGCUAUAAAUGGAGAUUUAGAAAUAGUCAAGGAUUUAAUAGAAAACGGUGCAGAAAUAAAUGCACAGGAAAUAAAUAAUUUUUCGCCUUUAAAGUUUGCUGUCAACGGAAAUCAUACAAAAAUUGCAGAAUUCCUUAUUAACCAGGGUGCAGAUGUAAAUCUACGUGAUAGCAAACAUUACAGAACGGCCCUACAUGUUGCAGCUGCAAGUGGAAAUGUUAAAAUGGCCAAUGUUUUAGUGAGCAAAGGUGCAGAUAUAAAUGCACAAGAUAUAAAUGGAAAUUCGCCUUUAAUGUUUGCCGUCGAUAAUAAUCACACAGAAACUGCAGAAUUCCUUAUUAACCAGGGUGCAGAUGUAAAUCUACGUGAUAGCAAACAUUACAGAACGGCCCUACAUGUUGCAGCUGCAAGUGGAAAUGUUAAAAUGGCCAAUGUUUUAGUGAGCAACGGUGCAGAUAUAAAUGCCCAAGAUAUAAAUGGAAAUUCGCCUUUAAUGUUUGCCGUCGAUAAUAAUCACACAGAAACUGCAGAAUUCCUUAUUAACCAGGGUGCAAAUGUAAAUCUACGUGAUAGCAAAGAUAAAAGAAUGGCCCUGCAUGUUGCAGCUGCAACUGGAAAUGUAGAAAUCGCCAAUGUUUUAGUGAGCAACGGUGCAGAUACAAAUGCACAAGAUAUAAAUAGAUAUUCGCCUUUAAUGUUUGCCGUCGAUAAUAAUCACACAGAAACUGUAGAAUUCCUUAUUAACCAGGGUGCAGAUGUAAAUCUACGUGGUGGCGAAAAUAACAGAACGGCCCUGGAUUUUGUAGCUGCAACUGGAAAUGUUAAAAUGGCCAAUGUUUUAGUGAGCAACGGUGCCGAUAUAAAUGCACAAGAUAUAAAUGGAUAUUGGCCUUUAAUGUUUGCUAUUAUCACUAAUCAAACAGAAACAGCAGAAUUUCUUAUUAACCAGGGUGCAGAUGUAAAUCUAGGUAGUAACAAAGAUAAAAGAACGGUCCUACAUGAAGCGGCUUUUACAGGAAAUGUUACAAUGGCCAAUGUUUUAGUGAGCAACGGUGCAGAUUUAAAUGCACAAGAUAUAAAUGGAUAUUCGCCUUUAAUGUUUGCCGUCGAUAAUAAUCACACAGAAAUUGCAGAAUUCCUUAUUAACCAGGGUGCAGAUGUAAAUCUACGUGGUAGCAAAGAUAACAGAACAGCCCUGCAUGUUGCAGCUGCAACUGGAAAUGUUAAAAUGGCCAAUGUUUUAGUGAGCAACGGUGCAGAUAUAAAUGCACAAGAUAUAAAUGAAAUGUCUCCUAUAUUUACGGCACAAUCGUUUGAAUAUCAAUAUGAGACGGCGAUUGAAAAUCCACCACACAGAGGCCCAUUAUCUGGAUUCACCUAUGAAAAGAAUAUUUUGUCCCUAUUCGCAAUUCGCUGCGCAUUGGACAAAACCAUCAAGGAUUUCAAAAUUGGAACAAACCUCAAAAAUUUUGGAUCAUUGGAUGACAUCAUAAUCGACGUAGAACAUAACGAUGGAGAAAAGGAAAUGUUUGUUUGUCAGCUUAAACACAAGAAUGACCCCAACUUGAAUUUAAACAAAUUUAUUACGGAUUAUCGUUCGAUAAAAAGACAACACGAAAAUGUCAAAAUAAAUAUAAUCAUACAUACAAUCGUCCAAAAGAAUCUCAUAACACAGCAUAAAGCAUUGGAGGAUGUUAGUUUGUCCAAUUCAAAAUUAAAAAUGUUUAAUACAAAUGAAGAAGGGUUACUGCAUAAAUACACUGGAAAAGGUUUAAAUAUCAGUGAUAAAAGUAUUACUGAAGAUAUGAUACACGAUUUUUUAACCAACUGCUUCGUUUUUUCAAAGCAAAGCAACAAGGACGAACUUAUAGACAUAAUAAGAAAAGAGUUCAAAGAAAGCGUGAAAGACGAGCAGUUUCAGCUAAUAUUAACUUAUUUCGAUAGCUUUUAUACAUAUAUUAAAGGUAAAAAAUUUAUUUCAAAAGAAGAAAUUGUGUGGAUGUUGAAGGUUAAAAUUUUGUACCCCUUCGUAGACCAGCUUCUUGAAAAUGUUAAUGAUAACAAUUGUAUUGAAAACGGCAAUUUAAUAAUAGAAACAUUAAAUUUAUUUCAUCUUUCUACAUUGUCCGAUGAAUCGAUUACUAUAAUUUUAAGAAUUAUAACUAAAAUUAUCGAAACUCAUUUCGACAUCAAGAACUUCAGUAAAGAACUUUGGCAUAAAAAAUUACCGGAAAAUAUAACAUUCGAAGAACCCUAUUAUCAAGCUUUGAAAUAUAUUAAAAAUAAUGAAUUAUUAUACAAAGACUUAAUCUUUCUUUUAUGGCUAAAAAAAGAAGCGCCUCUUCCAUUAAUCUACACCCACGAAAAUAAACAACAAAUAAAUUUUGUGUUUCAACAUUUUUUGCCCAACUCUUCUGUGGUAUUACGAAAUAAAACAAAAUUUAACAUUUCUAUGGAAAAUUUAAAUAUCUUUAUCUUCAACAACAUAAGAAUGGACCUUAAAGAAAAUAAUUUGGAUCUAAUAAAAAUUAAACUUCAUCCCGAGGAGUCAAUUUCAUUGAAAGAGUUAAACUUUACGGAUGGCAUUACUCCUGACGAAUACGUAAAGCUUUGUUCAGCAAAAGAAAUUAGUUUCAAGGCCAGCGACACCAAACCGUUUUAUAUUCCGAGAAAAUUGGAACCUCUAAUAUUUAAUGAAAACGUAUUUAAAAACACAAAUUUUCUAUUUGUGGUCCAUCCAAGCAGUUCUUCCCCAUACAAUGAAGAAUAUUUGAAUAGUUUAUUUAAAAAAAUUCGAAGCAAACUAGGGUCAAUGGAAUCAACAUUUCAAUUAUCUACGGAUCGACAUGAACACCAGGAUAACUUAUUAGAACUUUCAGAUUUUUUGAAAAUACGUUCUACAGACAUCCAGUUCAAGUAUACGACAGUGUAUUCCAAAGAGUCAAUAUGGAAAACAAGAACUGAUUUAAAGGACAAAUUUAGAGGAUCAUAUUGUUGCCUGCUUGAAUUUCAUGGACAUUUCUUAUGUCAUGCUUAUAAUGGAGAUAUUGAAACUUUAAGCCAAUUCAAGGUAAAUGAAAGUAUCAAUGAAAAUGAAUUAUUAGAGUUAAAUUUUCCUAUAAGUAUAAUUCAUGGAAAUGCUGGUAUGGGCAAAUCUUCCAUGCUCCAUAACAUGGAAUAUAUCCUUCCAAAAGAGUAUUGCGUGGUUAAUUUGACCAACAUUUGGGAUGAUAAAAUUUUAAACGAUAAGAAAAUGUUAAUAGAACAUUUAUUAAUACACCAAGUUGGAACGGAAAUGUUUAAUCGUUUUAAACAAUUUUUUACUGAACUAUUCGAAAACAGAAUAAUAAAUAAAAAAUUGUAUAUAAUUAAGGAUGCUUUCGAUGAAACGAAUCAAAAAACUAAUGUUGUAAAUCAAAUUUCUAACUUAUUACAAGUUCCAAUUGUCAUUUCAACGAGACCAACGAUGAAAAAUAUUUUGGAAAAUGAACUUCAUGCCCCGUCAUUAAACGUAAUUCAAUUUUCAAGAGAAGAUCAAAUACAGUUUCUUCAACAGUCCAAUUCGUUAUCUGCCGAUUACAUCAUUGGUGUCAUUGACGAAUUGAAAGUGGAAAAAAGUUUUCUUGGAGUUCCAUUAUUAUUAAAACUAUUAGUGGAAAUAUUGCCCGACUUAAAUGAAAUUAAAAACAUUAAUUUAAUUGUGUUAUAUGAUAAAUAUUUAAAAAAAUAUAUGAAACAUUAUAGGAACAGAGAUGAAGACACCAUAAAGUCUUUGGCGUUUCGAAUAUUUUUUAAGCAUCAUUUUAGUAAUUUUUUUAAUGAAAAACAAUUUAAAAGAGAUUUCGAAGACUUUCAAAAAACAGUUCAAGAAACGAAAGAUAAUAUCAUAGGCGGAUUUAAUAUUGAAGAAGAACCAAUAUUUAUACACCGAACGUUUGCAGAGUUUUUAUGUGCUCAGUAUUUAAGUGAAAUAUGCCUAGAAAACAAUUUUAGAAAUAUUUUUGAGGAAAUAUUAAAGGAUAUAAAUUUGGAUCAAGUUAAAUAUUUCUUUGAUUUAAUCCUUUGUCAAGACUUGCCUUUGCAUUUUGCUGCCUUAAGAAACGAUGUCAAACAUCUAUCAAUGAUGAAUGAUGAUGACAAUAUAAUAAAAACAGAUAGGUUGGGUAGGACUGUACUACAUAUUGUGGCCACUUAUGGGAGUUAUGAUAAUUUUAUAAGGAAUCCCAUUGAUUAUAGAAUUAAUAUAUCUUUUACAAAGAAAAGUAAUCCUUUUAUAAAUGCGGAUAUUAUAAUGGACACACUCUUGAAAAAAAGUUUUGCAAAGAAUAUAAUUUUUGAUAAUUUUGAUAAAUUAAACAAUAAUGUCAUAAAUUACAUUUGGCUAACCAAAGGUCUUAAUAUUUUGAACACAAUAUGCAUUUACGUUAUUGAUAUUAAUUUACCAAAAUCUAACGAAGAUGAAUUUCUCUGCAUUAUUAUGGCUUCUAAUCGUUACAAAUUACUUAAGGUUUUAAUGAACCAGCCUUAUAUAAAGGAAAAAAUAAUUAAAAAUACUAUAGAGUUUUUAGACCAACAAAUAAAUGCUUUGCAUUUAUCAGUAUUUAACAAUAGUGUAGAUAUCACAAAACUUUUAAUUCGUAAUGGGGUAAAUAUCAAUAAAAAUAAUAGAUAUGGUGUAUCGGCCUUAUCAUUAGCAACUAUAAAUGGAAAUUUGGAAAUAGUCAAGGAUUUAGUAAGGAACCAUGCAGAUAUAAAUGCACAAGAUAUAGAUGGAUUAUCGCCUUUAAUGUUUGCCGUCGAUAAUAAUCACACAGAAACUGCAGAAUACCUUAUUAACCAGGGUGCAGAUGUUAAUCUACGUGAUAGCAAAUAUACCGGAACGGCCCUGCAUUUUGCAGCUGCAACUGGAAAUGUUGAAAUCGCCAAAGUUUUAUUGAGCAAGAAAGCAGAUAUAGAUGCACAAGAUAUAAAUGGAAAUUCGCCUUUAAUGUUUGCCGUCAGUAAUAAUCACACAGAAACUGCAAAAUUCCUUAUUAACCAGGGUGCAGAUGUAAAUCUACGUGAUAGCAAAGAUAACGCAACGGCCCUGCAUGAUGCAGCUUUAACUGAAAAUGUUGAAAUCGCCAAUGUUUUAUUGAGCAAGGAUGCAGAUAUAGAUGCACAAGAUAUAAAUGGAAAGUCGCCUUUAAUUUUUGCCGUCAGUAAUAAUCACACAGAAACUGCAAAAUUCCUUAUUAACAAGGGUGCAGAUGUAAAUCUACGUGGUAGCAAAGAUAACGCAACGGCCCUGCAUGAUGCAGCUGCAACUGGAAAUGUUGAAAUCGCCAAAGUUUUAUUGAGCAAGGAUGCAGAUAUAGAUGCACAAGAUAUAAAUGAAUUUUCGCCUUUAAUGUUUGCCGUCAAUAAAAAUCACACAGAAACUGCAAAAUUCCUUAUUAACCAUGGUGCAGAUGUAAAUCUACGUAGUAGCAAAUAUAACGCAACGGCCCUGCAUGAUGCAGCUGCAACUGGAAAUGUUGAAAUCGCCAAAGUUUUAUUGAGCAAGAAAGCAGAUAUAGAUGCACAAGAUAUAAAUGGAAAUUCGCCUUUAAUGUUUGCCGUCAAUAAAAAUCACACAGAAACUGCAGAAUUUCUUAUUAACCAGGGUGCAAAUGUAAAUCUACGUGGUAGCAAAGAUAAAAUAAUGGCCCUGCAUGUUGCAGCUGCAACUGGAAAUGUUGAAAUCGUCAAUGUUUUAGUAAGCAACGGUGCAGAUAUAGAUGCACAAGAUAUAAAUGGAAAGUCGCCUUUAAUUUAUGCCGUCCGUAAAAAUCACACAGAAACUGCAAAAUUCCUUAUUAACAAGGGUGCAGAUGUAAAUCUACGUGGUAGCAAAGAUAACGCAACGGCCCUGCAUGAUGCAGCUGCAACUGGAAAUGUUGAAAUCGCCAAAGUUUUAUUGAGCAAGGAUGCAGAUAUAGAUGCACAAGAUAUAAAUGGAUGUUCGCCUUUAAUUUUUGCCGUCAGUAAAAAUCACACAGAAACUGCAAAAUUCCUUAUUAACCAGGGUGCAGAUGUAAAUCUACGUGAUAGCAAAGAUAACGCAACGGCCCUGCAUGAUGCAGCUUUAACUGAAAAUGUUGAAAUCGCCAAUGUUUUAUUGAGCAAGGAUGCAGAUAUAGAUGCACAAGAUAUAAAUGGAAAGUCGCCUUUAAUUUUUGCCGUCAGUAAUAAUCACACAGAAACUGCAAAAUUCCUUAUUAACAAGGGUGCAGAUGUAAAUCUACGUGGUAGCAAAGAUAACGCAACGGCCCUGCAUGAUGCAGCUGCAACUGGAAAUGUUGAAAUCGCCAAAGUUUUAUUGAGCAAGGAUGCAGAUAUAGAUGCACAAGAUAUAAAUGGAUAUUCGCCUUUAAUGUUUGCCGUCAUUAAAAAUCACACAGAAACUGCAAAAUUCCUUAUUAACCAUGGUGCAGAUGUAAAUCUACGUAGUAGCAAAUAUAACAGAACGGCCCUGCAUGAUGCAGCUGCAACUGGAAAUGUUGAAAUCGCCAAAGUUUUAUUGAGCAAGGAUGCAGAUAUAGAUGCACAAGAUAUAAAUGGAUAUUCGCCUUUAAUGUUUGCCGUCAAUAAAAAUCACACAGAAACUGCAAAAUUCCUUAUUAACCAUGGUGCAGAUGUAAAUCUACGUAGUAGCAAAUAUAACAGCACGGCCCUGCAUGAUGCAGCUGCAACUGAAAAUGUUGAAAUCGCCAAAGUUUUAUUGAGCAAGGAUGCAGAUAUAGAUGCACAAGAUAUAAAUGGAUAUUCGCCUUUAAUGUUUGCCGUCAUUAAAAAUCACACAGAAACUGCAAAAUUCCUUAUUAACAAGGGUGCAGAUGUAAAUCUACGUGGUAGCAAAAGUAACGCAACGGCCCUGCAUGUUGCAGCUGCAACUGGAAAUGUUGAAAUCGCCAAAGUUUUAUUGAGCAAGGAUGCAGAUAUAGAUGCACAAGAUAUAAAUGGAUAUUCGCCUUUAAUUUAUGCCGUCCGUAAAAAUCACACAGAAACUGCAAAAUUCCUUAUUAACAAGGGUGCAGAUGUAAAUCUACGUGGUAGCAAAGAUAACGCAACGGCCCUGCAUGAUGCAGCUGCAACUGGAAAUGUUGAAAUCGCCAAUGUUUUAGUGAGCAACGGUGCCGAUAUAAAUGCACAAGAUAUAAAUGGAUAUUCGCCUUUAAUGUGUGCCGUCAGUAAUAAUCACACAGAAACUGCAGAAUCCCUUAUUAACCAGGGUGCAGAUGUAAAACUAUGUUGUAGCAAAGAUAAAAGAAUGGCCCUGCAUGUUGCAGCUGCAACUGGAAAUGUUAAAAUCGCCAAAGUUUUAUUGAGCAACGGUGCAGAUAUAAAUGCACAAGAUAUAAAUGGAUAUUCGCCUUUAAUGUUUGCCGUCAUUAAAAAUCACACAGAAACUGCAGAAUUCCUUAUUAACCAGGGUGCAGAUGUUAAUCUACGGGGUAGCAAAGAUAACAGAACGGCCCUGCAAGCUGCAGCUGCAACUGGAAAUGUUGAAAUCGCCAAUGUUUUAGUGAGCAACGGUGCAGAUAUAAAUGCACAAGAUAUAAAAGGAAAAUCGCCUUUAAUGUUUGCCGUCAAUAAAAAUCACACAGAAACUGCAGAAUUUCUUAUUAACCAUGGUGCAGAUGUAAAUCUACGGGGUAGCAAAGAUAACAGAACGGCCCUGCAUGUUGCAGGUUUAACUGGAAAUGUUGAAAUGGCCAAUGUUUUAGUGAGCAACGGUGCAGAUAUAAAUGCACAAGAUAUAAAUGGAUAUUCGCCUUUAAUAUUUGCCGUCGAUAAUAAUCACACAAAAAUUACAGAAUACCUUAUUAACCAUGGUGCAGAUGUAAAUCUACGGGGUAGCAAAGAUAACAGAACGGCCCUGCAUGUUGCAGGUUUAACUGGAAAUGUUGAAAUGGCCAAUGUUUUAGUGAGCAACGGUGCAGAUAUAAAUGCACAAGAUAUAAAUGGAUAUUCGCCUUUAAUGUUUGCCGUCUAUAAAAAUCACACAGAAACUGUAGAAUUCCUUAUUAACCAGGGUGCAGAUGUAAAUCUACGUGGUAGCAAAGAUAACAGAACGGCCUUGCAUGUUGCAGCUGCAACUGGAAAUAUUGAAAUGUCCAAUGUUUUAGUGAGCAACGGUGCAGAUAUAAAUGCACAAGAUAUAAAUGGAUAUUCGCCUUUAAUGUUUGCCGUCGAUAAUAAUCACCCAGAAACUGCAGAAUUCCUUAUUAACCAGGGUGUAGAUGUAAAUCUACGUGGUAGCAAAGAUAACAGAACGGCCCUACAUGUUGCAGCUGCAACUGGAAAUGUUAAAAUGGCCAAUGUUUUAGUGAGCAACGGUGCCGAUAUAAAUGCACAAGAUAUAAAUGGAUAUUGGCCUUUAAUGUUUGCUUUCAUCACUAAUCAAACAGAAACAGCAGAAUUUCUUAUUAACCAGGGAGCAGAUGUAAAUCUAGGUGGUAACAAAGAUAAAAGAACGGUCCUACAUGAAGCGGCUUUUACUGGAAAUGUUACAAUGGCCAAUGUUUUAGUGAGCAACGGUGCAGAUUUAAAUGCACAAGAUAUAAAUGGAUAUUCGCCUUUAAUGUUUGCCGUCGAUAAUAAUCACACAGAAACUGCAGAAUUCCUUAUUAACCAGGGUGCAAAUGUAAAUCUACGUGGUAGCAAAGAUAACAGAACGGCCCUGCAUGUUGCAGCUGCAACUGGAAAUGUUACAAUGGCCAAUGUUUUAGUGAGCAACGGUGCAGAUAUAAAUGCACAAGAUAUAAAUGAAAUGUCUCCUUUAUUUACGGCAGUUUCCUUAAACCAUGCGGAAAUAGUUGAACUUUUAUUAGCAAAUACGAGUAUUCGAGAAAAAUAA
This is a messenger RNA of Brassicogethes aeneus, 12276 nucleotides long. NCBI's taxonomy places the organism in Eukaryota, Metazoa, Arthropoda, Insecta, Coleoptera, Nitidulidae. The record is from the annotation of a GenBank genome assembly.